This is a messenger RNA of Cyclospora cayetanensis, 1233 nucleotides long. RefSeq lists its product as uncharacterized. Bases 1 to 1233 code for a protein of 410 amino acids. The transcript is spliced from 7 exons. The record is from RefSeq and is a predicted model, not a curated record. Lineage: Eukaryota; Apicomplexa; Conoidasida; Eucoccidiorida; Eimeriidae.
AUGGGUGGGCCUGUGCAUGUCCAUGCUGGGGAAAGUGAACCUUCCCUACACCCGUCCGACAGCAGUGCCAAGGAAGAGUGGGGCGACGCUUCGUGGCUCCUCUGGGAAGCUACACUGCUUGCCGCCGCCUUGGAUGCCCACCAAAUUACCCACAUCCGAAGGGAUUUCCCCGAAUUCGGGCCAUGGGCAUUUUCCAGUGGAACUGAAGAGAGCAAGCAGCAGCAGGCGGACACACAUCUCUUUCUAGGCAUGGUUAUAUAUCUGUUACAUAUUCUGGGUUGUGAUAUGCCGCAAGUAGGCCCAGACAACUUUGAGGAUGCAAGCAACGCGAUUAGUACGCCUUUGCGAUACCUGCUUACUGCUACUGUUCAUUACCCCGAUAUCCAUUUCUGUAUCAGAGAUUAUCAAGGUAGCUGUAGCCCAUUGUUAAGGCCACACAAAGAUACUGAACGCCACAGACAACAUAUUAUGAAACACCCUAGUGAAAUUGUCCUCAAACUUUGUAGCGUGGCUUGGUGGCUAAAUAUUGCACAUGGGCAUUUUUGCUGCUUAUUAGUUCAGGUAGCAGAAAGGAAGUGUCUCUCUUUCGCUGAUCCGGUGUUCCUAUCUGAACACGAUUCUAGCAAAAAGGCUUCAGCAACAUGGAGUAUUAAAAAGGAACGAAAUGGAGGCCGACGAGGUCAAAUGCCAGAGGAGCUGACGGUGAGGCACACACAGGACGCGCCGUUUGAACAGGCUUUUGCAACUUUAGCCCCUGUGGGAGUGCCUACCACCGAGAAUGGCCAGUGUGUCUUUCUUUGGAAGCAGAAAAUGCAAAACUUCAGAUCAAUGAGAGGCGAGCUACAGCGGCACAUGAGGCAACUUCGGGUCGUCCUCCCCCCCUUAGUAGAAGAGGCAAAGCGAAUUGUCUUAGGUCUCAGGUGCAACGAGAAAGCUCUUCGUGACUCCUUUCCCGACCUUUAUUUACAGUACGAAGCUGUGUUGAAACAACGAACAGCACAAGAAGAGCGGCAUCGCCAACUUCAGGCGGAGCUCCACUCCCUUGAAGUGGUUCUGAAGUCUAGCGAGGAGCGACUCCAGCAAGCAACUAGGGACCUUGCGGACGUUACCGCAUUAAGAGUAACGCCUAGACCAGGAGAGUCCCUCGAGUCAGUAAUAUCCUCUCUCCAGGCGAAGCCAGACCCUGCAUUUGACGACGCAGAAGAAGAAGAAGAAAUACCUACGCUUGACUGA